Molecule: messenger RNA, 997 nt
Organism: Ipomoea nil (Japanese morning glory)
Lineage: Eukaryota; Viridiplantae; Streptophyta; Magnoliopsida; Solanales; Convolvulaceae
Exons: 1
Coding region: 219-956 (245 amino acids)
Source: RefSeq, a predicted model, not a curated record
CAUGAACCUUCUGUUUCCUUCUCAAAACCGUGUGCUUCCCGCUGCUUGAUUCCUUCAAAACCGACGUCGCCUUCUCCUUCAGGUCUCAUAGUCAAACCCCCCUACAUAAGCACCAAUUGCGCCAUUUUUCCCAGGUUUCAUUGAGAAAAAGGCCAUUUUUACACCACAAAACCUACAACUCUAUAUUUCGCCGGAAAAAAUAUAGGGGGGAAGGAAAAAUGUGCAGGGGGUUUCUGGAAAACGGGCCGGAUUGUUUAAAGCUCAGAGCUUUCUACAUCCAUUUGUCGGUCUCGACGGCCAAGAAAGCUUUACCGCAUUCGUUGACGCUGCACUACCUGCCGCGGAUAGACGGGGGCGCUUUGGAGAUAAACGGGUCCAAGAUCCGGGCCGACGCGCCCGGGUUCGUGACGCUCCACCGCGUUGUGGCGGCGGACGCGGCGGUGACGGGGGCGGUGUACGGGAGCAGGGACAGGGUGAAGGCGAGCGAAGGGGCGAGGUUCGAGAUAUACGCCGGAGAUUCCUCCAGGCUGGUGAAAGGCGUUUUCAGGAAAGACUGGGCGGAGGAGAAUUGGAAACUGGACUGCGAGUGCGUGGUGGCCGGAGAAGACGAUUGUCUGGGAAUCAAAGCGGCGGAGGUGUGCGUGGCGGUGGAGGGAUACGCGCCGGAGCUGAUCACCCAGAAAGUGGAAAUGCUGCCGCCGCGACGGCUGCGGCGGCGGAGGUGUUAUCAGGGGUUGGAAGAAAUCCCCGAGGGAAGAGAAACUGAAACAGAGUCCGAACCGUGUUGCUGUCACUGCUGCGACGAGGGAGAGAAGGAGAUGGACGGCGGAGCUUGUAAGGCGACGGAGGCGGUGGGGUGGGCGGUGGACAUGGGAAUAUGGAUGGUGUGUUUAGGAGUAGGAUAUUUCGUUAGCAGAGCUUCCUACAAGAGUUUGAGAAGAAGACUCAUUCCAUAGUUACCAUUGUAUUUUAAUAGCAGAGUUCAAUAGUUAUUGUA